AUGUCAUCCCGGCUAACACUUUCAGAAUAUUAUGAUAUUCAGAAAGAUGAGAGGGAAGCCCUUCGAUCUAUAUAUAUGGAUGAUUUUAUGGAUUUAACACGGCAGAAAUCUAGUUGGGAUAAACAACCUCAGAUAAUAUUUGAAAUAUCUCUGAGGUCAGUUGAAAAAGUCCCUCUGGAGUCCAAAAUCACAAUUCAUGUUGCAAUGACUCCUAUGUAUCCGUAUACUGCUGCUGAAGUGUCCUUCAAUAAUGUUGAAAAUGUAAUGGAUAGCCGAUUAGAUCUAAUUAAAAAAAAAUUUAAAGAAAUACAUAAAUAUGCUAAAGGUCAAGAGCAUAUCUUUGAAAUUGCAUCAGCAGUCCAAGAACAAUUGGAUGAUUCACAAAAUAUUGCGAACCCACAAUCAUUAGAGGAAGAGAGAUUACAACGUAUUCAGGAAGAGAAAGAACAAUUAGAAAAGGAGGAAAAGGAAAAGGCUCUAGAGAAAGAAAGAAAUAGACUAAACGAACAGAAAAGAAUUGAUGAAAUUAUUCAAAAAGAGUUAGAAAAACGUCAAGACACCGAGGAUGAAGCUCUGUUCAAUCGUGAUACCAGCAUUAAUUUGGUACCGCCUUCAGAAUGGAUUAGUUCUGGAGAGGCAAUUGUUUUCCCCAAAGAUAUAAGAGCACAACUACCCAACAAUUCAUUAUAUAAGUUUAGAGCGGUGGUUAAUCCUACGCCUAUAAAAGUUCCCCAUGAUUUAAUGUCUUUUGGUACACAAUAUUUAGUAAAGCCAUAUGUUCCACCAGAAUCACCACUUGCUGAUAUUUUAAUGACCUCUGAAGUCAUGCAAGAUUUUUGUUAUUUGCUUACAGAAAUCGAAUUAGAUAAUUCAUAUUUUAACACUAGCAAUGGCAAGAAAGAAAUUGCACAUUUAGAAAAAGAACUGGAUUCACUCAUAAAAGUUAAUCAUGAUAACGUUUACAAGUUAUAUUCAUACACUAUAGAAAGAUUGGGAAAUAAUAAUUCAACAUUUGUGUGGAAAAUAAGAUUGUUAACCGAAUACUGCGUAUCAUUUCCAUUAUAUGAUCUACUAGAAUCUGUUGGGUUUGUUAAUUUAGCUACUGCUCGUAUUUGGAUGAUUAGAAUAUUAGAAGGUCUAGAAGCCUUGCAUAAAGCUGGUAUUUAUCAUAAAGGUAUUUCAUUAAGAUGCAUUGCUUUAGUUAAAGAUAAUGAUUUCGGAACAACCAUUCCAAAACUGAUGCAUCCAAGUUACGGAUACACACUAAUGAAUAUGUUAAACCGUUAUCCGAACAAGAGUGGUAUUAUCGAAAAACCUUAUAUUCCCUGGCCAGCACCUGAAUUGACUAACAACAAAUCCAGUAAGCCUCAGAGGUUGACGGACAUUUGGGAAUUGGGUGUUGUUUUUCUUCAGAUUAUCAAUGGUAUUGAUACAGUUCUUAAUUUUGCAUCUCCUCAAGAGUUUCUUGAAUCAACACCACUAGAACAAACUUUGUACGAUUUAUUAGUAAAAAUGUUAGAUAAUAGUCCAAAAUCAAGAUUUGGAGCCCUAGAAUUGUUACCGAUGAAAUUCCUGAGAACUAACAUAGAUCCUAAUACUACCAAAAAUUUGGCGCCAAUGGACGGCAGUUUAAUGAACUCUGAAAAUAUACUGUCAUCUGUUAGUGCACUGAACGGAGGCUCAAGAACUAUGUCACAAUCUAGCAAUAGAAGACGUUCAUUUAAUAUUGGAUCAAGGUUUUAUUCUGUUAAUCCUACUGUUACAUCAAGAUAUGCAUCAGAUUUCGAGGAAAUAGCGAUUUUAGGGCAAGGUGCUUUUGGUCAAGUAGUCAAAGCACGUAAUACAUUAGACAGUAGGUAUUAUGCUGUUAAAAAAAUUAGGCAUACGGAAGAGAAAUUAUCUACUAUUCUUACAGAAGUUAUGUUGUUGGCGAGUUUAAAUCAUCAAUAUGUAGUAAGAUAUUAUGCGGCAUGGUUAGAAGAGGAUAUGGUAAAUGAAAGUGCUAUAAUAUCAGAAGACGAAGAAUCAAGUUCAUCUGAUGAAGAAUCAAGUUCCUCUAAUGAGGAGUCAAGUUCAUCAAAUGAUGAUUCAAAUAUUGAAUUCAAAAAUUCAUCAUUUGAUGAAGAUGACAUAUUCAAUCAUUCUAGCAUAUUUGAAAGUAGGACUAACCUUGAGUUAAACGAUGGAAAUUGGGAUUUUAUAUCUAAUUCAGGUUUUCCUGAAAUUGAAUUUGCUAAUAGCACAAAUAUAAAUGAAGAAGGUGAAGAAAGUAACUCAUCGGAUGAUGAAGGCGAUGAGUCAUCUUCCUCAAGUGAUAACAUCAGUAGUGCAUCAGAAUCAGGUUUAAAAAUGACAGUUUCCCGUACAAAACCAACUAAUAAGAAAAAAAGUACUUUAUUUAUUCAAAUGGAAUAUUGUGAGAAUAGAACUUUGUAUGAUUUAAUUCAUAGUGAGAAUCUAAGUAAACAAAGGGAUGAGUAUUGGAGACUAUUUCGUCAAAUUUUAGAAGCCUUAAGUUACAUACAUUCUCAAGGUAUCAUUCAUAGAGAUUUAAAACCAAUGAAUAUUUUCAUUGAUCAAUCAAGGAACAUCAAAAUUGGUGAUUUUGGUUUGGCAAAAAAUGUUCAUAAAUCGCUUGAUAUUUCAAGAUUAGAUACACAGUCAUUAGCUGGCAGUACAGAUAAUUUAACGUCCGCAAUUGGCACUGCUUUAUAUGUUGCGAUUGAAGUAUUAGUCGGUAAGGGUAGUUAUAAUCAGAAAAUUGAUAUGUACUCAUUAGGAAUUAUAUUUUUUGAGAUGGUUUAUCCAUUCAGUACUGGUAUGGAAAGAGUGCUGAUACUGAAAGACUUAAGAAAAUCCUCGAUAACUUUUCCAAAAAGUUUUGAUGGGUCUAAAAUGGGGACAGAAAAGAAAAUUAUUAGAUUACUAUUAGAUCAUGAUCCAACUAAAAGACCUGAUGCUGAAAAGCUAUUAAAUAGUGGGUGGCUCCCUGUCAAGCAUCAGGAUAUAAUGAUGAAAGAUGCUUUGAAAAAUUUGGCUGAUCCGUCAUCACCUUGGCAGCAAAAGGUCAGAGAAACAUUAUUUACACAACCUUAUAGUUUGACAAAUGAUAUUUUGUUUGACAACUCUCAGUCUACAGGAACAUCUUUCACCCAAAUAUUAAGAUCUAAAAUGAUGGAAGAAGUUGUGACUAUAUUUAGAAAACAUGGUGGUAUUGAAAAUAAUGAACCCCCACGCAUCUUUCCUAAAGCACCAAUGUAUAGUAAUCAGAACGUUUAUGAAAUUUUGGAUAAAAACGGGACAGUUUUACAACUACAAUAUGAUUUAACUUAUCCAAUGGCAAGGUAUUUAUCAAAAUCUCCGAAUUGUUCGACAAAACAUUAUCGCUUUCAACAUGUUUAUAGGCCUCCCCCAACAUCAAGUUCAACUAUGGAACCAAGAAAAUUUGGAGAGAUAGAUUUUGAUAUAAUUUCGUAUUCUUCAAUAGAUUCUGCAUUCCAUGAUGCUGAGACAAUUAAAAUUAUUGAUGAAAUUCUAACAGUACUACCAGUAUUUGAGAAAACCAAUACCCUGUUUAUCAUGAGCCAUGCCGAUAUAUUAGACAGUAUCUUUAACUACUGUAAUAUUGAUAAAGCACAAAGGCCUUUAAUUUCUCGUAUGUUAUCACAGAUUGGUUUUGCAAAGACAUUCCGUGAUGUCAAAAAUGAUUUAAGAUCUCAGUUAAAUAUUUCUUCGACUUCUUUAAAUGAUUUAGAGUUCUUCGACUUUAAAUUGGAUUUUGACUCAGCAAGAAAGAGGUUACAUAAGAUUAUGGUUGAUAGCUCUCAUUUGAAGAAAAUUGAUGAAUCUUUACUUUAUAUUUCCAAAGUAAUAAAUUUCUUGAAACCCUUUGAAGUAACAAGGAAUAUUGUGAUUUCUCCGUUUGCAAAUUUUAAUAGUGCAUUCUACAAAGGAGGGAUCAUGUAUCAAGCUGUUUAUGACGAUGGAUCUGCUAGAAGUUUGGUGGCAGCUGGUGGUAGGUAUGACAACUUAAUUACUUAUUUCUCUAGACCAUCAGAUGAAAAAACAAAUACUUCUAGAAGAGCUGUAGGUUUUAACUUGGCAUGGGAAACUAUAUUCACAGUGGCCCAAAACUUUUUUAAACUAGCUCACAGUCGCAAAGUAAAGAAUAGAAAUAAAUUUUUAAAGGAAACUACAAUAGAUUGGAAACCAAGUAGAGUCGAUAUUUUGAUAUCUAGUUUUUCUAAUUCGUUAUUGAAUACAGUAGGUGUCGAAAUCCUAACGAGGUUAUGGAAGAAUAAUAUCAAAGCUGAUUUACUACGUAAUUGUAAUUCAGUUGAAGAUGUGGUGUCAGGGGCACAAAAAGAUGGUGUCGAUUGGAUUGUAUUGAUUAAGCAACAAAAUUAUUCUGGAGGUUCAACUAAUAAGAAAUAUAAGCCUCUAAAAAUUAAAAGGUUAUCGACAAGUACAGAUAUCGAUUUGAAUCUAGAUGAAUUUUUACAACUUUAUCAACAGGAUAUGAAAGGCAGCUCUUACUUUCAAAAUGAUCGCACACCAAUAGGGGAUGUGAAUUUUGAAGAACAAAAUAAUUGGGAUGAAAUAAGCAGUGCUAGCAGUAGCCAGGGUGGAUUAGAUGCAAAGGACGAUAGAAGAAGUAACCAAAAAGUUAUAUAUGUUCCAAACUUAGCUGCAAAAUCUAGAAAAUAUAGUAAGAGAGAGAAAUGGGUAUAUGAAGAUUCAGCAAGAGAUGCGUCACAGUCUAUAAUUCACAGUUUAUCUAAUGCACCAGUGAUUACAGUGGAUUCUAUUCGUGAAGAGACAAUGGAAAUGAUUACCAUAACCUCCUUAGCUCAGAAAGAUGAAUGGCUGAGAAAAGUAUUUGGUUCUUCCAAUAAUGCAACUCCAAGAAGUUUUGCAACCAGCAUUUACAGUGUUUUAUCUAAGGAAGCUGCUAAAGGCCAUAAAUGGGCAAUUCUAUAUAGUAACAGGGAAAACCAAUCUUAUGUAGUGGAUUUACAAAGAUAA
Messenger RNA from Tetrapisispora phaffii CBS 4417, 5025 nucleotides. RefSeq names its product serine/threonine-protein kinase GCN2 (gene GCN2). Gene Ontology annotation, cellular component: cytosol. The transcript has a single exon. Gene Ontology annotation, biological process: DNA damage checkpoint signaling; regulation of translational initiation by eIF2 alpha phosphorylation. Gene Ontology annotation, molecular function: protein binding; ATP binding; eukaryotic translation initiation factor 2alpha kinase activity. The record is from RefSeq and is a predicted model, not a curated record. Lineage: Eukaryota; Fungi; Ascomycota; Saccharomycetes; Saccharomycetales; Saccharomycetaceae. The coding region runs from base 1 to 5025 and encodes 1674 amino acids.